CUGACAUGUCUGAGACUGAGUCUGACUGUCCCGGACCAUGCUGACCACUCUCUCUACUCUAACUCUGCUCUAGCUCUGUGCUCAGCAGCGCAAAGUCAAUUGAGCUUGCUGAGCACAGUGGGUGUCACAGAUCGGAGGUUUUGGGGAUCUAGUACUCUGGUGUCUCAGAUCGGAGGUAUGGUGACGAUUAUGUAUGGUGUCUCACAUUGCACAUUGGAGGUAGGGUGCUUGGUGUCUCAGAUCAGAGGUUCGGGAUCACAUGGUCAGGAUGGUGUCUCAGAUCGGAGGUACUAGCUACAGCACGGGAAGAAGCAUGGACCAUAUUCCAAUCGAUAUUCAUUACAAUAAGUUACUUGAUUGGUUAAUCAAUCGUCGUCACUGCAACCAGCAAUGGCAGGUGAGCGCACUCGUCAUCCGGGAGAAAAUCAAUAACGCCAUCCAGGACAUGCCUCCCGUGGAGGAGAUAACAACACUGCUGCAGGGAACGUAUAUCAACUACUUUCAUUGUCUCAGAAUCGUUGAGCUGCUCAAGGAGACAGAAGCAGGAAGUAAAAACAUUUUUGGGCGAUAUUCAUCGCAGCGCAUGAAGGAUUGGUGUGAGAUUAUCAAACUAUAUGAAAAGGAUGGCGUUUAUUUAGCUGAAGUCGCGCAGAUGUUGAUGAGGAACGUUAAUUAUGAGGUGCCUGCACUGAAGAAACAGAUCGCAAAAUGUAAACAGGUUCAGAAGGAUACGGUGAGGAAGGAGUCUGAGUACAGGAGUGGGGAGGCCGAGUAUCUGGAGAAAUAUAAUGCAGCGUGUCGACAGAUGGACAUUAAGGGAAAUAAGGUAAAAUCAGAGCUGUUAUCGUUAGUGAAACAUCUUCCUGCCGAGUUCGAUAAAAUAACGACAGCUACCAGGGACCUCAAGGAACCAGUCAACUUGUAUGAAAUGUUCAUCGAGUUCACGUUAAAAAAUUCUGAUGCAGCAUCAAGUCGCACCCCGCUCAUCAGAUACCUCCAGCAGAAGGGUAACACCUCCAUCUAUGAAUACCGCACGGGUGAGAAGCCGACCGUGAUCGACCUAGCUGAGUAUGCGGUCAGUGUGGAGGAGGAGGAGAGAGAUGACACGGAGGAAGCUGGUGAGAUUGACUGGGGCGCCAUAGACACAGCUGGUACCGACGAAGGCAUUAUCGACUUUGGGGCCGGAGAUGUUGCUGAUAUAGACUUUGGCGAUAGCAUCACGGCUGCUGAAGAUAUCGACUGGGGCGACAUUGAUACAAACGUGGAGAUUGAAGUCGAGGAGGGCGGCGUCUCCAAGGAAACGAUCGAACAGGAAGUGAUGUCAGAAGAAACAGGCGUGGCUAGAGGCGUGGAUGCGUUGACCGUUUUAGACAAUGUUGAGACCAGAAAUAAGUUCUUGGAUGAAUUAUUCGAGUUGGACGCAUUCUUCAGCCAGCGUGUAGAGGAGAUGACCAUGGAGGCUGACGUGAUCUCCAGCACACAGCUGCAGUCAGCCCCUAAUGAACUCCAAGUGGACGUAUGUCAGAUUGAGAAGCUCCAUGCCCGGGUCACUGACAUCAUAAAGAGGUUUGAUGAAGUCAAACUCCAGCAUAUGUUGUCUAUUAGAAGUUCACCCAGGUUUGUUGAUCGCUUAUCUGAAAACCUGUCCCAGCUUGUAGCACAGUCCAAGAAAUUUGCCGCCAUGCAGCGGAUAUCGGUGUCGAAGCGAGACAAUGCGCUGGAGGAGCAGAGAGCUCUGGAGCCCAAGCUGGAUAUCAUCAGGAAGAAGACGCUCGGCUUGAAGAAACAGAUUGAAUCUGAGAUCUCCAAAAAGUACAUGGAGCGCCCUGUCAAUAUCAUGGGGGAGAUAAACACCAUGUGAUGAGCUGUGAGGACAAUAUCGUGGACCGAGACUCGUGUCGUCUGUCAUCGGGAACAUUUCAAUGAUGAAAUGAUAGGACUUGUGCUUUAUGGGAAAAAAGUGGCCGAGCAGGACAAUCCAUGUACAUGUAUCUUGUUCUCCAUAGAUCUGUCAGUCACAAUCCGAAAUAACGUUUAAAGCUG
Messenger RNA from Lineus longissimus, 2043 nucleotides. RefSeq names its product CDK5 regulatory subunit-associated protein 3-like. Gene Ontology annotation, biological process: regulation of cyclin-dependent protein serine/threonine kinase activity; regulation of mitotic cell cycle. Gene Ontology annotation, cellular component: endomembrane system. NCBI's taxonomy places the organism in Eukaryota, Metazoa, Nemertea, Pilidiophora, Heteronemertea, Lineidae. The record is from RefSeq and is a predicted model, not a curated record. Bases 260 to 1861 code for a protein of 533 amino acids. The transcript is spliced from 12 exons.